This is a messenger RNA of Haemonchus placei, 528 nucleotides long. NCBI's taxonomy places the organism in Eukaryota, Metazoa, Nematoda, Chromadorea, Rhabditida, Trichostrongylidae. The record is from the annotation of a GenBank genome assembly.
AUGUUACGUUCUGCUGCUACAUUUAAAAUCAUCUUAUCUCUUAUGCGACAUUUUGACGACACUAUCAGUAUUACUAUAGCUAUUGUGGAUACAGCGGGCUUCGUACAGGAGUAUCGAUCUCAAGAAAUUCUAGAGCAACUGAAUGAACUGGUGCCACCUGCAUGCUACGCCAUUAGUGAAGGAAAACACGUGACCGCAAACAUGGACGACGACGAGCUGAGCCGAAGUUUCAACGCGUUAUUGCUCGACAGCAACGAGGACAUGGAAGGUUCUGCUGUGGACUACGACGUGUACUCCUUGUCAAUGAUGUGGAUGAAUCCGAUGAAAAAGCACCAGAAGGACGAGUAUCGGAUAAGGAUGGCUGUUCAAGGAAGACAUUGUGGAGAAGGUACCGGCAAAAAAGGUUCAAGCCGCUGUCAAAAGAAGACACUUGAAAUGGUCGACAACCCGUUGGAAAGCGUGAGCGGAAAAACUGUCAUGGCUGCUACCUUUGUUCGUUUGAUAGGUUUCAGAAACUGCCGUUGUUAA